Rhodofomes roseus is the source of this 1335-nucleotide messenger RNA. RefSeq lists its product as uncharacterized. NCBI's taxonomy places the organism in Eukaryota, Fungi, Basidiomycota, Agaricomycetes, Polyporales, Fomitopsidaceae. The coding region runs from base 1 to 1335 and encodes 444 amino acids. The record is from RefSeq and is a predicted model, not a curated record. The transcript is spliced from 5 exons.
AUGACUGACUUGCUGCUGUCAUCACUGAAAGCUGGGUUCUCUAGCCUCUCUCUAUUCGUACCGAUGCAUACAGUCGUUCAAGAUGAACUGAGUCGCCCGUCCGUCAUCAAGAGUUCGGUGUACGAGGACACUGCACUCAAAGUCGUAACACGGAAUACCAGUCCUGAGCUCAAGGAGACUGACGAGACCAAUGGACAACUCCUCGAGGCGGACGCGCUCUUCGACUGGGCAAAGUGGGAGCAUGAUUCCACGCCGGAAUCCUCCUCGUCGGGCGGACAAUCUCCGCCGAGCGUGCGAUUGACCGAGGCAUCGUCUGCUUCAGCAAGUGGUUCGCCUCCCGGGACAGCUCCUGCUUGCCUACCUCCCCAACCCGCGGACGGGCCCUCCAGGGAACCCCCCGCCAGCUCCAUCUACCGCCGCGCGGCCCAAGGCUGGCCAGAAGCGCAAGAGGGCGGCUUCUCUUCACCCGCUCACCUUCGGAACGGGAGCGCCCAAAGGAUCGCGCCGCAAGCCAAGCCGACGCACAGGGAGCGUAGCGAGGUCACUUGUACAUACACUUCUGAGGACGGCCAGAAGUGCGGCGAGCACGCGGUGGCGGAGCACCUUUGGGACCAUGUCCGGCAAGCCCACGGAUUCCAGGACCUCGUCCAGCCCGAGUCUGCGCCGCACACGGUGCAGUGCUCGUGGGAUGGAUGUGCCUUCAGGGCGAUGAAGGAGGAGGUCGUCGAGCACUGGUGGGAGGUCCAUCAUGGGUCGCUCGCGGACGACAAGGACGACCAGGCGCAGGGAAUUGUCCUUGCCGCCAAGCAAGUGCGCUGCCGAUCGAGCGCCAACCAUGGGGAUCGACGCGCAUUCAUGCAGCAGAGCCAGCUUCUGCGGCACUUGCGGGACACCCACUGGGAGUUCGGGACGUGGUGCGACUGCUGCGGGAAGCGCCGCAGAGGCGACACGCUUGGGAAGGGGGCGCGGGACCAUUUGAAGACUUGCCUAGAGAGGUUCAUGAGGACCCACCACUUCGAGGACCCGGCAAGGCGGAAGCGGCGGGCGGCGCAUCUCCCCCAGCCUACAUUUGGCGGUGAGGACUUCGCAGCGAGCUCCAGCCAGGCAUCCGAGGAAUACUCGUGGUUCGAUUACGAAGCAUGGGACGCGGGGAGCGGAGCCGCCUCGGGGGCAGGCAAGGAGGUGGAAGACCGCUGGAAGACGACCCACAAGGGCGGCCUCAGCGAAGAGCACAAGGCGGGGCGGCGGACAUUGACCUCGGUGGUGAGGCCCCGCACGUAUCCGGACGGGGACGAGAGCGUGUUCGUGUCGCAUCCUACGACCCUCGGAACCUAG